Acaromyces ingoldii is the source of this 2493-nucleotide messenger RNA. RefSeq lists its product as hypothetical. Bases 1 to 2493 code for a protein of 830 amino acids. Lineage: Eukaryota; Fungi; Basidiomycota; Exobasidiomycetes; Exobasidiales; Cryptobasidiaceae. The record is from RefSeq and is a predicted model, not a curated record. The transcript is spliced from 9 exons.
AUGAAGCGUAUCUUCAAGCGCCCUACACCUUUGGCCACCAGUGGAUCUGGGUCAACGCAUGUCUCUGUCUUGCGAGAGGUCACGUCGAUCGACUCCGAAUUUCUCACCGAAGAAGAAGCGACUAUCACGAAUGUAAGACCUUCUUCUUACGGCUCACACGCAAGGAAUCCGUCGACGGUCAGCCUCGUCAAGCACAUUUGGACGAGGAAAGAGUUCACCGACGAGCAAUGUCUUCGCAACAGGAGAAGCAGAAGAAGCGAAGACGAACGCGGUCAAGAGCAGUCUGUCUUCGUCACCCCUUCUGACAUUCAAAAGACGGUUCGCAAAUGCCUCGCCUCUUCUUCCACCCUCACCGACAUCAGCCAGGAAAUCUUACGAAGCGACUGCUGGUUUGUACGAUGCGUCAAGAGCAUCGACAGCAACAAAGAAGAGCAAGAAGCAUACGAGGGAAACUUCAUCGCGUUUAGAAGCAGAGAAGCCCCCGAUCAGGCAACCAAGCGACAUACUACGUCCGCCUCUGCAAAAUCUGAAAAACUGAAUGGGACCGACGGGGACCUUCUUCAUCACAGUGGGGACGACGAGAUCAACUCCGCAAGCUCCUCACCUUUGCCGCGGGGAAAAAGAAAUGGUAUGGGAAGGUACUGGUCAACUGUUUCUCCCUCAAAUUCGAGCCUCGAAGAUGUGAAGGUGUCAAAGGAGAAAGCUGGAACAUUCGAAAUCGGCAGGGGAGAGGACUUAGAUGUGACUCGUCUUGAGGGCAGUUUUGCCGCUACCACGGGGGCCCAGGAGCCCUGCCUGGUAGGAAAACAGACUACGGUGGAACAGCAGGAGCCGACGCCCGCCAAGAUUAGGGAUUUAACUCUCAAUGGCUCCGACUCGUCAAAAACGUCGUAUUCGCUCCCUUGUGCCCUCGGUCCGAAUGAAAACAUGCCCAGACACCGGAGAGCACCUUGGACCGACGGAGAUGUUGCAGAAGGGCGACAAAGUAUGAAGCAGAGCAACGACGAUACUCUGAAGAUCACCACGACGAUGACGAGCACCGGAAGGGUCAUCAGAGCCGAAGGAUCCUACUUUCCGCCAAUCGAGAACAUUGGGAUGUUUCACGAUUCCACUCUUGGCAGUGACGAGAAGGUUGAGUUUUCCCAAUUCGGCGCCGAGAUGGAAAGCGACAGGGCGGCUUCCAUUGACGUUUUCGAUGGUGCGAGCUACUCAUACACUCCCAGUACGAGCAGCAGUGGUAAUGGCACCUUCACGUCUCCAGAUGGCCCAACACAACGCUCGGAAAACGUUGCUUCCAGCGUUCAAGAGGAAAGUGAAAAGAAGAUUAAUGGCCAUCUCGCGACCCAGAGCGAGAGGCUGCGCAAGCGUAUUGAUAGCAUCAAACGGAGUCGCAGAGCUAUGGCUCUGGCCCGACUGCACCAGCAAGUUCCGAUUGAGUCAAAAGACCAAGAGCUGGACUUGGAUUUGGCAUACUCGGGUUACCCCCGUCAUAGUCCGACUGUUGGAGCAUUUGGAAGUCAAGCCUUCCAAUAUCCCUCUGGCAAUCUCAAAGGCAGCAGGACCAGAAAACCCACGGACGUCUACUCAGAGCUCACCGAUAAGAUUGUCGGGCUCGUAAAGUCCGAAGCAUGUGCCGACAUCGCUGCUUCGGCCAUGUCGAAUUUUGAGUCACACAGGCGAGCCAACGGCAACAGGUCACGAAGCUGGGAGGCUCAAUUCGCCAGCCUUUCCCCUUCGACGAUGUUGAAAAAGUCUUUCGCCGCGAGCCUCACUUCGGCUGAUGAAAGACGCAAGCACAUUGGCGCUCUCUGUAUUCAUUGGAGCCUGUCCAAGGAGGAGAACCGAACGGCUUGCGAGCUAGUCUAUACUGUCUGGCAGAGGAACCCGACGCUCAUCGCUUCUGCGUGGUCACAUACGCUCAUCACUUCCAUUGCUGCAGACUGCGCAUCGUCUUCUUCGUCUGCAAUUUCUCUCAAGCGUUUUGCGACAAAUCUGCUGGCGCGUUGCCAGAAGGAGCUCGCUCACACGUUGCACUGGGCCGGCCUGGCCGAUCAGCCGUCGGCAGCACAUUCUUUCGUCACAGCCGGAUAUGGUCGACUGAAAGUAGCCAUCGAGGUCCUCGUCGAGAUUCAGAGGAAUUGUCUUGAUGUCGCAAAAAUGCUUAAAGGGUGGGAAGGCGCGGCGCACUUGACAUGCAGUGCCACGUUAGACGGCGCAGCUCCGAAAUUAAAGGAGCCGAAGCUAGCUUGGUUAGCCGUCUCCUUGCGGACCGUAGACGAUGAUGACGAGGAGUCUGAUUUCAUUGGCGAAGCCAAAAGGGCAGGCUGGCGGCUGGAGACUAGCUCGACGAACGACCAGGGCAAAAGCAGCAAUAUCAAAAGCAACGAAAAGAAGAUUGAUACUGAGGAAGAUUCGAUCGAUGCAAGCGUGAAAGACGAAAGCGACGAGAGUCAUCGGUUUCAUCGCAAGGCUCCUCCGCCGAUUACAGUGUAG